Arctia plantaginis is the source of this 1206-nucleotide messenger RNA. NCBI's taxonomy places the organism in Eukaryota, Metazoa, Arthropoda, Insecta, Lepidoptera, Erebidae. The record is from the annotation of a GenBank genome assembly.
AUGGCUGCUAUAUCUGAAGAAUAUAUAAGUUCAUUAUUGCAAAAAGUAACGUCUGCGCACAGUGUACAAACUUGGCGAUAUACUUUAGAAAAGUUUGAAACUGUCGGUCAGAACUAUUUUGGGAUCAUCCUUCCUGUUGUGUUAUAUGGUGAAAGAGAUGGAAAAAACGUUCAAAUAGAAAUAGUUUUAAAAUUGGCUCCAACAGACGAACGGUACCGUAUCAGCGGAGCGGUGACGCUAAUGUUCAGUAGAGAAAUUUACGUUUACGAUACUCUAUUAAAUACUUACCAAAAAGUUCAAGAUAAUUUUCCAGCAAACCUACAGUAUGUUAUACCUCGGUGCUACUACUUGCAGAAAGAAUAUUGUAAAGAAGCUAUAGUUAUGCAAAACAUGUAUGCGGAAGGCUUUAGACCUUACAGUCAUGAAAUGUUUCUCGAUGUUGACCAUAUAAUAAUAGCAUUAAAGUCUUUAGCUAAACUUCAUGGCUUAUCAUUCCUUCUUGAAUAUAAACAUCCUGAGCUAUAUAAUGAUAUAUCUAAAGUCUGUGUGCCGUUAACGGAGGAAUCAGGUAAGCGGUACAUGGAAAUAAUGAAGGACAGAUUGAAUAAAGCCAUUAAAAAGUUUGAAGGUACAGAAUAUGUUCCACUAUUACAAAGGCUGAACCACAAUUGUUCAACAUUUUUUAAGUUGGGGGCCACAUCUGUUCAGAGAACUUGUAUUUGUCAUGGAGAUAUUUGGAAAGAAAAUAUCUUAUACAGAUAUGAGGAUAACAAACCAGCAACAGCUUGCCUGAUAGAUUACCAAAAUACCCGGAUAUCUUGCUCUGCAUACGACACACUCUAUCUCAUUCUCAGCAGUACUAAUACAGAUGUGCGCAGAAAGCAUUAUUACCAACUUCUGGAUAUUUAUUAUGAUACAUUUCAAGAAAUGUUGAAAGAAGGUGGUUUAGAAUCAGAACAGGUAUAUUCAAGACAAAUGUUAGACCAUGAUCUAAAAGUUAUAGCACCUGCUUGUGUGAUCACUGCUAACUGUGCUUUGUGGUUAUCUUCGGGCUUACAAGAAGAGGGCCAUGUAAGAAGUAAGAUUACUUGGUCUACCCCAGAAGAGAAAGACAAAGCGGUAAAUAAGUACAGACAGAUUGUAAGAUCUAUUAUAGAUGAUUGUUGUAAUUAUGGCUACAUAUCAUUAAACUGUGAUGAUCAUUGA